AUACUCAACAUGGAUGCAAUGGCGGCCUCUGAUGCGCCUAUAUGAGUUACCAGUAAUGAAUCUUCUCAAUGGUUUUGCCAGGAUUGUGAUACUCAGAUGUCAGGAAGAGAAGUUUUAGCACUGUACAGGCGAAUAUUUCGAGUAGCACGGCAAUGGAGAGCCGCAAUACCUGCAGAUACUGAGGCAGAGCGACAGUACAUAAAAGAUGAAGCCAGACAAUUAUUUCGUAAGAACAAGAACGUGAGUGAGGAAUUAUCGAAAUUUCCAUUAUAUUGGUACCUUAGUUUAAUUAUAAGAAAGCAUUCGUAAAUAUGGAGUGGAGCUCGGAAAUUUCAGGCUUAAGUUUCACUGUAUGUGAGUCGGUCCAAAUUCUGCCAAUUAGAAAGAUUUGAAAGAUGUAAUGUUCCCUCAAAAGUGGUUUUGGCGAGAUAAUAUUUCGGGUUGAUCUAAUCCACGUUAAUUUGAUUUGAAAUAUUUGCAUGAGGCAGAAUUUUAGGAGUGGUACAUUAUCUCUGAAAAUUUAGAUUCAAAAACAACUCCCUUCAAUUUGAUCCUGAUCAGAGAUGUGUUUAGUUUGAGCAUUUCAUGUAUGAAUGUUUUGGCUUGCAUUGAACAUCGUCUACCUUAAAAUGGUGGCACCGGCAGCUCAAUGUGAAAUUUUUCAUUUCAAGGUUCUAACUGGCCUCUUAAGAUCAUAAAGUGCUGGCCAGAAAUAAAAUUUAGUCACUAGAAAAAAAACUACUCUUUACUAUGCAAAUGUUUAUCAUCUCACUUAACCCUUACUGCCAACCAUACAAUUCUUAUAAUGUUAGUUCAGAAAAUUUAGUAUUGGAUCAACUAAUUAUCCCCAAAUUGAUAUUUUUCUAUACUCUCAUCACUUAUCUGGAUGAUAUUGUAUUGAUAUUGUAAGGAGAAAUUUUGUCUUGGUCACUCGUGGGAGUUAAAUGGUUAAGCUUGAACUAUUAUUACAAUCCUGUAGCUUCAUAAUUGACCACCAACUCAGGUCAGUAAAGUGGUAACUUUUGCAAAUUUGGUCCCACUCAUCAUGGAAACAAAACUGGUUGCAGCUUAGAGUGCUAGGCAGUCUGGCAGUUUGUUAUUUUUAUGGUCCAGAUACUAUUGUGUGAUUGUGAAUAAUCACAAGGUUAUCUGAUACUUUUCAGUUUUAUGCAAGUUAGGAGGUAGCCUUUUAAAAAGAGUUGAAGAGAAAAGUUACCAAGUGUACUGAGGAUUGCCUUCCCAGCUUGUACCAGUAUUAAAUAACUGGCAUUCCUUGUUCCUCACAUACUUAGUAGCAGCUAACUGAGACUUUUUUCUCAUAAUAUCUUGAUUGGAAUUGACCAUUAGAAAUAGUAUGUUCUGUUCUUGGAUUAAGUAGCCUUGUUCAAGAGAAUAAUAAUAUCAUGCUAAUACAUGGAAGCUCUGUUUAAAGACUGGUUACUUUGAUAGGUGUCCCUCUAUAAUAAGGGGGGUUGUGAUCUUGAGGGAAAAGAACGAAGCUGUUUGUGGUCUGAGAAGAGCAAAAUACCUGGUGUUUUGAGAAAUGUGUGACCAUCUCUAAUACACCCCUAUAUACUAAAGUCUCAGUGAUUAUUAACAUACAUCUUAAGUCCAAGAGAAGGAGCUGAAAUAAUUGUCCUUUUACAGAUUACUAACACAAAUGAGAUAAUGCUUUGUAUCCAUGAGGCCAAUGCACGAGUAGAGAUGGGUAUGUAACUUUAAAUUUUUUUAAAUUGUGUAGUGUUCCUUCAGAAAUGGGUUGAUAGUCUCCAUUAUGAAGGUCAGUUAGGGUAGUCACAAAAUACAUUCCAAUAGAGUUAAUACAGUAGCAUUAAAGGAGAAGCUGUUGUGACGGCAAAAUACAUAAUUUAGACUGAAUCAUUACUCUAUGUAUUUCAGGGCUUCACUAUGGAACACCUUAUCCUAGAAUGGUAAGCCUGAUAUGCUUGGGAAGUUUUUUUUUAACUGUGCUAUAAAUGCUUUUAAACACACCCCAUUCAUGGCAGAUCAUUCCCAUACCAUCUACACAACUAAUAACCAUAAGCUGUGAAGAGUGACACCACUUUCCCUGAAAAGACUGCCAAGUGGGUUAUACUGAUUCAAAUUUGAAUUUGUAAGCAAUUAUAAAAUGAUUUGAGGUUGUUUGAAUUGCAUUUAAUUUCUAGCCUCACCUUACAAAACUUAAAUCAUUUUAUUUCAGUCCAAAAAUGACUAGCUUAAGUUAUUAUGAAAUACUUUAACUUACUAUAAAUUGAAAUAUCACUCAACUGAAUGGGGAAAUUGCUUGUGUUAUACAUUAUAGAUACACAUGCCGCCAACAGCUGUUCCAAAAACAAAUACAAAAGAGCGGAAAACCCAAGAACGAAUUAGAAAACAGGCCAAACCUGUUUACAUGCACUCAGAUGAUGAUGUUGAUCGAUAAAAUACUUUUACAUUGGACAUUUUGGGCUAGUGAGUGACAGAGUUAACAAGAGUAAAUGAGUUCACUUGUGUUGCUAACUUCAUGCUGGUGACAAUUCAAGAUGAUCUUAGAAUCUUAUUGUCCCAACUAAAGUGGCCCUGAUUAAAACUAUGACUGUGAAAGUGACUGACAUUUCAACAACCUCAGAAAAGACUCUGAUGGCAACUUCAAAUGAAAUGGUGAUUUCCACUGUCACCAACAACAGUUUAUUUCUCAUCCAAUCCAUCAGUUUACAUUUGUGUUUACAAUUGACUGCUAAUCCUGGGUUCAAACUAUUUAUUAUGAACUGCUCCAAGAAUUAUCAGUUACACUUGGAAAAUUGACCAGUAGAGAGGAUCCCUUACUGACUCAAUGUGUUUAAAAAAAGAAGUACAUCCAAAACGAAGUUCAAGUAAAGAAAUGAUUCUUGCAGGUGAGCUGCAAUUUAACCUUUCAACUCCCCGAAGUGAUAAACAUGCAACUUCUCCCAAAAUGUCCAUACAUUAUUCAACAAACAGGUAUUAAGAAUACACAAAAUAAUCAGGCAGAUGUCAUCUUGAUCCAACACCAAAUUCUCAUAACUAAUAAACAAGGUAAUGUGUAGUAGCAAGAGAGGAGAAUAAACAAUCAGAUCUUGGGAGUUAAAGGGUUGAGCUAUUAUAGAAAAGAAGCCUGUAAAAAUUCAGGCUUUGACAGGAUAUGAAUCAAUGCCUCCCAGAUACCUGUUGUACACUCCAACUGACAGAGCCACCAAGCUACAUGCUGGGAGCAAGGCCAAUUUAAAAGGAUUGUUCUUUCCAUAGAGGACUUCGAUAAAAUUUUUUCUUUAAAGAAUACAUAAGAAAUAGAGUUUUUUCUUAAAACAAUUCUUUUUAUUACAAAACAAUUGAUCACUUGAUUGAAUGAAUUUUUUUAUUAAAAAGUCACUCUGUUACAAUCAUAACCAGCAAUUUAAAAUCAAUUCAAAAACUAGGUAGACUGCUGUGUGAUUUAAAAAUAAAACCAUCCAUUAACUACCAGACUUAAAAUUUAUUUACUUGGCAAAAAUAAUUUUGCAUGCAGAUCUUCAAAGCCCCACUAAAGAAGGACAUCUUACAAUCCAGCAGUAUGUGUGAUGGAGUUACAUGCCACAUCCAUAAUGCAGCAUUUUCUUUCCAAUAUUCACAUACUGAAAUAAUUGUAAGUGUGCACCAAUAGACCAACUUCAUUCGCAAAUGACAUAAGUCAUCAUGUAAACAAUAUCAAAUUGGAAUGAGGUAUCAUUAGUGAAAUAAUUGAGAGAGAUAGUUUUCACUUAAGGAAUAAUUCACUUUCCAGUUGUGUGCUUAGCUGUUAGACUUUUGCACAGAGGGAAGCUAAGGGUGACCUUUUCAUGAAACAAACCUCUAAUACUUUCUUUCAUGACAAGAUCAACCUUAGUCUCACUCCUGUUCUAAGGCUUCACAACUAAUCUAACAACUGAAAAGCUGAUGAUUAAAGAAAGUCAUAAUCACAGAGGUUUCAAUACCUAUUAAUAAUCAUCCCUAAUAAUUUUUGGUAGAACUAAC
Molecule: messenger RNA, 3987 nt
Organism: Pocillopora meandrina
Lineage: Eukaryota; Metazoa; Cnidaria; Anthozoa; Scleractinia; Pocilloporidae
Source: the annotation of a GenBank genome assembly